Messenger RNA from Zerene cesonia (dogface butterfly), 1324 nucleotides. Its product is annotated as homocysteine S-methyltransferase-like. The record is from RefSeq and is a predicted model, not a curated record. Gene Ontology annotation, molecular function: zinc ion binding; S-adenosylmethionine-homocysteine S-methyltransferase activity. The coding region runs from base 280 to 1314 and encodes 344 amino acids. Gene Ontology annotation, biological process: S-methylmethionine cycle. Lineage: Eukaryota; Metazoa; Arthropoda; Insecta; Lepidoptera; Pieridae. The transcript is spliced from 7 exons.
GUAAGCGAGUUGGAUUCACAAAUUAUAGACAAAUAAAUGAUUAAGUAAUGAUACUGUAAACAGGGGAAUGUGAAAACAGCGAUAACAAUUAUUUUAUCCGAGAGUGGACGUUUAAUCUCAGUGUUAGUGUAGUGUUGUUAUACUGACAACGUGCGAUACGCGUGUUUUUUUUUGUGCCUGUUGCAUAUUAUCAUGACACUAGACUUUUAUGAAACAUAAUUUGAUUUUAUUAAUAAUUACAACUGUCUCCUAUCCAAAAAUAUACAGAGGUCGGCAAAUAUGACACCAAUUAAUGAGGAGGGUUCGGAGCCUCCACGUAUUGUAGUGCUAGAUGGUGGCUUUUCUACACAGUUAUCAUGUCACGUGGGCCAUGUAAUAGAUGGCGACCCCCUGUGGAGCGCCCGAUUCCUGCACACACACCCUGACGAAGUUGUAAAUGCACAUCUUGAUUUUCUACGAGCUGGGGCUCAUUUGAUUAUCACAAAUACAUAUCAGGCUUCAGUCGACGGCUUUGUGGAACAUCUGGGAGUCACGCCUGAGCUGGGAUAUGAAUUAAUCAAGCGUGCUGUACAAUUAGCAAAAAAAGCAAGAGAUUUAUACCUAGAAGAAUAUGAAGAUUACAUACAAUCUGAUCACGCCCCGCUAGUGGUGGGAUCCGUAGGACCGUAUGGUGCUCAUCUUCAUGAUGGAUCCGAGUACGACGGCAGUUAUGCGGACACGACACCCGUACAGACUAUGCGUGAAUGGCACAGGCCGCGCAUCCAGGCUCUCGUUGAAGGUGGAGUGGAUUUAUUGGCGCUUGAAACAAUUCCGUGUCAAGAAGAGGCUGAAAUGCUCUGCGACCUGUUGCGUGAAUUUCCUGGCAUUAAAGCGUGGCUUGCAUUUAGCUGUAAGGAUAAUCAAAGCAUCGCCCACGGCGAGAGUUUUCAGAAAGUCGCAAAGAAAUGUUGGAAUCUGAAUCCAGAACAACUCGUAGCGGUCGGCGUAAACUGUUGUGCUCCUUCAUUGGUUUCUAAUUUGUUAAAGGGAAUUAACGACGAUCGGACACAUGAUCCUAUUCCAUUAAUCGUUUAUCCGAAUUCUGGUGAAACCUACAAUCCUAAAAUAGGUUGGAUUGACAGAGAUAAAUGUGAGCCAGUGGAGGUGUAUAUACAAGAAUGGCUGGAUCUAGGAGUUCGGUACGUAGGCGGCUGCUGUAGGACCUACGCUGCAGAUGUUUCCAGAAUACGUAAUCAAGUACACUGCUGGCGCGAUCGCUGGCGCUUCCAGCAUAAAUACCAAGACGACGUACGGAAAAACCAAAGCUCUAACUAAAUGAUCUCCU